UGUCAGAUUUUUUUUUCAGUGUCAGGACAAUGGCGGCUACAAUUGGAAGAAUCUGCGGAGUGCAAUUGCUAAAAUCUAGCAAUCGGGCUGCCCUUCAGCAGAUCAACCACUUCUCCGCCACCAGGGCAUGGAGCAAGACGCAGAAGAGGUUGCUGGCCACCAUGGGGAUGCUCGCUGGUGGUGCUGGAGCUCUCGUGUAUGCUCUUGAACAAUCUGUCCAGGCAUCGGGGACGGAGGUUCAUGCUCCGCGGCAACCAUGGAGUCAUAGUGGAAUUAUUUCAUCUCUAGAUCAUGCAAGUAUCCGUCGUGGGUAUGAAGUCUACAAGCAAGUGUGUGCUGCGUGCCACUCAAUGCGUGAUAUUGCCUAUCGCAAUCUCAUUGGGGUCUCACACACGGAGGCCGAGGCGAAGGCUGAAGCGGAGCAGAUUCUUGUGCGUGAUGGUCCGAAUGAGAGUGGGGAGUACUUUAUGAGGCCCGGCAAGUUGUCCGACUACUUCCCCAAUCCCUAUCCGAACGAGGAAGCUGCCCGUGCUGCCAACAAUGGGGCCUUUCCGCCGGAUUUGAGUUACAUCUCCCUGGCACGCAAGGGUGGUGAGGAUUACAUCUUUGCCCUGCUUACGGGCUACGUUGAUCCACCAGCUGGUAUUGUACUCCGUGAGGGACAACACUACAAUCCCUACUUCCCCGGUGGAGCCAUUUCCAUGGCUCAAGCGCUCUACAAUGAGGUAUUGGAAUACGAGGACGGCACCACACCGACUGCCAGUCAAUUUGCAAAGGAUGUGGCGACAUUCUUGAAGUGGGCCUCUGAACCGGAAUGGGAUGAGCGCAAACGGAUGCUAAUUAAGGCUGUUGGCAUGUUUACCUUCCUAACAGUCCUAGCUUACUACAUCAAGAGGCACAAAUGGUCUGUGCUCAAGUCGCGAAAGGUUGUGUUCCAGCCCAAGAAUCACGAAAAGUAGAGCGCUGCCAUCAUGCCGAUUUGCGACGAGAAAACAGUUUGAAUGCUAAUUCAGAGCUACUCAGAAUAUUAGAAGAAAAUUAUAAAAUCAAUCUGUUGUUUUUUGUUCAAUUUUAAUUCUAUCACAACGUGUAUUGAGGCAUCCACAAAGGGGAAUUUGAAGAGAGAAAAAAAUAAAAAUGAAUUAAUAGUAAAAGGAAGCGUUCCACCAAAUGGUCGUCUUGCAGCUGCUGCAGUGCUCCAACAUCAACAAAAGAGGGUAAUAAUAAAAAAGGAAAGGAUAAACAUUACUACAGCAUUGUAUUGAAAAAAGAAAUGUAGAAAUUGCAAUUAUCUGUUUAAGAUAAAAAUAAAUUAUUUAAAAAUGUCAA
Molecule: messenger RNA, 1329 nt
Organism: Lutzomyia longipalpis
Lineage: Eukaryota; Metazoa; Arthropoda; Insecta; Diptera; Psychodidae
Gene: Cyt-c1
Product: cytochrome c1, heme protein, mitochondrial
Exons: 5
Coding region: 30-959 (309 amino acids)
Biological process (GO): mitochondrial electron transport, ubiquinol to cytochrome c
Molecular function (GO): heme binding; electron transfer activity
Source: RefSeq, a predicted model, not a curated record